Molecule: messenger RNA, 1079 nt
Organism: Cucurbita moschata (crookneck pumpkin)
Lineage: Eukaryota; Viridiplantae; Streptophyta; Magnoliopsida; Cucurbitales; Cucurbitaceae
Exons: 1
Coding region: 157-879 (240 amino acids)
Cellular component (GO): plasma membrane
Source: RefSeq, a predicted model, not a curated record
AUAGUUCAAACUGUCCAAGUUUCAUGUUUUGACGACACAAUAACUUGCCCCUUCUUCGCUCCAUGAACAUCAUUCCCAGUGCUCAAACAAAUUCAGAUUCAGAAUUCCCGAGAGAUUCUUCAUCUUCAUCUUCAUCUUCAUCUUCCAAUUUGAACAAUGACUGAUAACAAUCAUGUCGCCAUUCAACUCGAUCGAGUUCCAAGCACUGACAAAGGAGCCCGUCGCGUCGCCUUCUCCGAUUCCCUCCCCAAACACCGCUCCACAUCCCUCCGCGCCACCAAAUUCGUCUUCUCCCAUCUGCUCGCCUUCUGCGCUUGGAUUUGCCUCGCCGUGUUCGGAAUCGCCAUCACUCUUCUCAUCCUCGGCGUAAUCUUCGUGUCAUUCCUCCAAUCCGGUUUGCCUGAAAUCACCGUCAAAAUGCUCGAUCUCUCCAAAAUCCAGAUUCAAAACUCCACAAAUCAAAAUGUCGCUGUCCUAAACACAAAGGUACGUAUGGCGAUCGAUAUAAAGAACAAGAACGAGAAAUUGGAGUUGAGUUAUAGCGAUCUUAAUAUGAAAUUAGUAUCAGAAAACAUCGAAUUAGGCAGGAAUGUGAUACCUAGUUUCUCUCAAGAACCUGGAAACACCACAUCGCUAAAUGUAACGCUGAAUGUGGAUCGAGAUUCAAUAGAUCGAGACAGUAUAUCGCUGCUUGAAGAUGACAGAAAAAAGGCUCAAGUGGUUGUGAAGAUCACGAUGGUUGGUUCGGUUGGAUUUCAUCUUGGGAUAUUCAAGCUCAACAAGGUGCCGAUCCAUGUGACCUGUAAUUUUCAGCAAUAUCUUCUUCUUUAUCGCGUCAAGGAGCCGCCGUGUAGUAUUACAAUGUUUCCUACCAGGUGAUUGAACACGAAACAGCUAUGAUUCUUCUCAGCUAGAACAAUUUCUUUCUGUCUUUCUUUCUUCCAUUCAUCAAUCGAUCUCUAAUUCUCUGCCUUCUUUUUUCGAUUCUUUUACAGUUUGAUUAACAAUGUGAGUUAUAUUGUACUAUUUUUUUUUUGUUUGUUAGUUAAUAGAGAAAUUUAUGGCUUUCCUCUGCACUU